Molecule: messenger RNA, 1197 nt
Organism: Andrographis paniculata
Lineage: Eukaryota; Viridiplantae; Streptophyta; Magnoliopsida; Lamiales; Acanthaceae
Product: U-box domain-containing protein 35
Exons: 4
Coding region: 139-984 (281 amino acids)
Source: RefSeq, a predicted model, not a curated record
CGUGAAAGUCAAGGAAAUUGGAGAGAAGACAACGCCGUUCCCAUAAUUUAUCUUCGAAAUUUUCGCCGUUUCGCAACUUCGUAAUCUCCUGCAUCCACUGCCUCUCAAUCGAUCGGUUAAUCCUCACUUCGCCGGAAAAUGGAGCGAAAUUCGAGCGGCGGCGGAGAAAUUUCGGAGGAAGAUUCUAGUUUCAGAGGUAAUUAUUAUGGUGUUCAUGAGUGGGAGAAUUACAGCGGAGGCGGUUCAAGCGAGAUCCAAGAGAUGAGCGAGAGGAACGGCGGCAGGGAAACUGUCGAGCCUCUAGAAAGCAUUACCGAAGAAUACGAAGGCUUCGACGAUUCUUCGGAGGAGGCGGUUUACGUGGCGGUGGGGAAGCAGAGCGAGGAGACGAGCAUGGAUGCUCUGUGUUGGGCGGUGAGCCACGCCUUGUCUUCGUCUUCAACCGUUGUUUACCUCAUCCAUGUCUUCCCCGAGACGAAGCACAUCCCCACUCCGUUGGGGAAGCUACCAAUCAGCCAAGUAAACCCUGAGCAAAAAGAGAAUUUCAUGGCACAAGAAAGGGGCAAGAGAGGAGAAUUCCUCCAGAAAUUUCUCACCAUCUGUGCUGAAUCUAAGGUUAAAGCCGAGACUAUAUUAAUCGAAAGCGACGCGGAAGCCAAAGCAAUACUCGAACUGGUUCCUAUUCUCAACAUCAGGAAGCUGGUCUUGGGCAUCACCAAAUCUAAUCUAAGGAGGAUGCAGGGGAAGAAGGGAAAUGGAGGACUCACCGAGCAGAUAGUGCAGAACAUCCCCGAGUUUUGCGAGGUUAAGGUGAUCUGUGAAGGGAAGGAAAUGACAGACAUGCCCGUUGAGUCAUCUCCUUCACCUUCCCCUUCUCCUUCCCCAUCACUGAAGGCAUUCGACCAUGUCAGCAGCGCAAAACUCGACCAAGAUCGACACCCUGCCAGAGAUACAUUCGCCUGUGGAUGUUUUAGCAUAAAAUAGCAUGUCAAUGAACAAACACAACAAUAUUGGUAAAUGUCCCUUUACUUGAAUACAUUUAACACGGUAUCGGAGUCGGAAUGUCUCGUAUUCGAGUCCGAUGGAAGAUUAUAUUAUAUAUAUAUAUGAAAUUUGUACUUGUUUACCUAUUUGUGUAAUAAUUUCCUAUUAAAUGGGAUGGGGAGAAAGAACCUUAAGACAACCUUUUUCAAUGGG